Diversispora eburnea is the source of this 258-nucleotide messenger RNA. The record is from the annotation of a GenBank genome assembly. Lineage: Eukaryota; Fungi; Glomeromycota; Glomeromycetes; Diversisporales; Diversisporaceae.
AUGGUUGAAACAUCUCUUGAAGACCCCGACGAAAAUCCUGUUAUGAUAGCUACUCAACAAGAAAUGGCUGAAGCACGUUUGCCUUUGUCACAUCGAGAUUAUUGUGCACAUUUAUUAAUACCCUUAAACUCAUGUCGUUAUAAAAAUAAUUUUUUUCCUUGGAAAUGUGAGGAAGAGAAACAUGCCUAUGAAAAAUGCCAAUAUGAAGAUGAAAAAUCAGAUUUCCUUUUAUUCUUUAAACAAUACCAAGACUUUUAA